AUGAUCGCGAAAACCUUGAAAGGAUUAGCAGUGAAUGAAUUUUACGUCGAAAACUGUAAAUUAAUCAACAAUUAUGUCGGGACACCAACAACUUCGAAUGUAUCACCGAAAAUCGAACCAUCUCCUUCAUUUAAUUCAAAUCUUGAAGAAGAUUACAAUUGUCCAAUCUGCUUCGAAUUAAUCAGCGAAGCAUUUGUUUCCAAAUGUGGACAUAGUUUCUGCAGUAAAUGUCUUCAACGAACGGUUGAGACCAUUCGUCGUUGUCCAAAAUGCCAAUUAAGUCUUCAACCAACUGACAUCUUUCCCAAUUACACUCUUAAUGCAAUCAUCGAAAAAUAUCGUCAACAACGUCCAUUGCCUCAAACAUUUGGCAAACAUGGUAGCAUUGUUGAGCAUAUCUCAGAUAUGGUUACAAAUAUUCAUGCAUUGAACACAGAAGAUCUUGAUCGACUGAUUUCCGUCAUUCGUCAACAUAAAGAAAAAAUCGAUUCAAACAGCGAAUAUGUUCAUAAUCGUUUGUUGGAAGUCUUUUUAAUGCACGUUCAUCAUGAACGAAGUGGCGCAAUUGAAUCACUGACAAAAGAAUUGAAUAUUGUAGACCAAGAUUUACAACAAAUGAAUAAACGACAAAAAUGUUCAUCAACAAAUGUAAAUAUUCCAACAAAUUCCAGUUCUAAACAAAUUCCAGACGAUAAUCCAAUUCUGUCUUCCAAUACAACCAUCGAUAUCAAAGAAGAGUUAUCAUCAACAUCAAAUCAUACAACUAUUGGUAAUGACACCGUACCGACUUGGACGCAUCCAGGAGGACAAGAUCUUCAUGCUACACCAGAUAUGAAAACUGAUAAGCAACAAAUUGCAACGACAACAUCUCUAUCAUCUUCUGUGAUUUUACCAGCUACAACGACAACAAAUUCAUCAACGUUAAUCAAAACUGAAUGUCUUGGUUCACGAAUUGCGCCGGGUGCAGUGGUACCGGAAGAAACGAAUCAGCAGGGUUCAACAAACGACGAGAUCGAAAAUCGAACAAAAAUCAUGAUGCGUUUCAUGGAUGAUUUGACAAAUAUUUAUUUUUCCACAAGAAACUCUGUAAGAUUAUCAGUUGAAAAUGAUGGAUCAUGCAAUGGUGAUAGUGGAUUAAGCACAUUUCGAGAUAAUCUAGCAGCUGUGACCAAAUAUUCACGAUGUAAAUCACUAGCAACUGUGAACUUUGUCGGUGAAAAUUUCGCACAAGCCAGUAUCGUUUCAAGUAUUGAAUUCGAUCGAGAUUAUGAACAUUUCGCUGUUGCUGGUGUUUCGAAAAAAAUCAAAUUAUAUGAAUAUCAGUCAAUACUUGAUAAUACAGUCGAUUUACAUUAUCCAACAAAAGAAGUUCUAUGUACAGCUAAAUUAAGUUGUGUCAGUUGGAAUCCGUACUUACGAAAUUACUUAGCAUCAAGUGAUUAUGAUGGAUUUGUUACCAUUUGGGAUAUGGCUACAGCACAAAAAGUUCGAACAUUUCAAGAGCAUGAAAAACGAUCGUGGAGUGUGGAUUUUUGUUCAUCUGAUCCUAAACUACUUGCGUCAUGUUCAGAUGAUUGUCGAGUGAAAAUUUGGUCAAUGCAUAAUGAUUAUUCCGUGACAACAAUUGAUGCUAAAUCCAACGUUUGUUGUGUGAAAUUUAAACCUGAUUCUCAAUAUAAUAUUGUCUUUGGCACAGCUGAUCAUAAUUUAUAUUAUUUUGAUUUACGUAACACACGUGAACCUUGUAAUUUAUUGAAAGGUCAUAAGAAAGCCGUAUCUUAUGCGAGAUUUUUAUCCAAUAAUGAAAUUGUCUCUGCAUCAACGGAUAGUCAACUUCGUUUGUGGCGCGUCACCGAAGGACAAUGCUUACGAACUUAUCGUGGACAUAUCAAUGAAAAGAAUUUCGUUGGUUUGGCUGUUUCAAAUGGUUACAUUGUUUGUGGUAGUGAAACAAAUACAGUUCAUCUAUAUCAACGUGAAAUCUCUCGACCAUUGCUCAGCUAUAAAUUUGACGAGCAAACUAAUGGAACAGUCAAAACGACAGCAACCAAUCCUGAUCGUGUGAAGAAAGACGAAACAGGUAGCGAAUUUGUUAGUGCGAUGUGUUGGAGCAAUCGUGAAAAUAUUCUAUUGACAGCAAACAGUCAAGGUGUUGUUAAAUUUCUUUAUUCUGUUAAACUAAUUCUUGUAUUGUUUCUUCUUCGAAGACAGCAACAUAUUCUUAAAUACUUGUGUAAAACUAUCUAUGUGUAUAUAUGCUAG
This is a messenger RNA of Adineta ricciae, 2262 nucleotides long. The record is from the annotation of a GenBank genome assembly. Lineage: Eukaryota; Metazoa; Rotifera; Eurotatoria; Adinetida; Adinetidae.